Messenger RNA from Psilocybe cubensis, 1332 nucleotides. RefSeq lists its product as uncharacterized. The record is from RefSeq and is a predicted model, not a curated record. The transcript has a single exon. Bases 1 to 1332 code for a protein of 443 amino acids. Lineage: Eukaryota; Fungi; Basidiomycota; Agaricomycetes; Agaricales; Agrocybaceae.
AUGCGCGAAAUCCCGCUGAAAGACGCCGACUUCGACCUGGACAUAUCCGGAAUCGGUGGGUUCUUCGGUGACGAGGAAUCUUUUGCGGCGAUGUCCAGUGUGCAUCUUGUACGAGGGCGAAGAUGGUUCGGCUGGUAUAACUCUCCAGGGAGCUACUUCGUCGCCAAGCGGUAUGGGUUGCUAGCCCGCUCGCGGAUCUGGGACGGCCUGUAUCCCGGUCCAAACAUAGACCCGACCAGUAUGUUGGAAUUAGACGGAAAGGAGGGUCCUCGUUAUGUUGGAGCACAUUCCGGUACUCGCAUCCAAAAGACAGGCCAUCUUUCGUAUCUCCUCUCGAGUUACUGCAGUGACUUGGAGGUUGACUAUUCAGCGGCGCCGCCACAAACCUCCGACGUCUAUAUCACAGUUGUUCACCUGAACGAGUUCGCAAAGUUCCCAGGAUAUCCUGUGAUUCCUAAAGAUGGCUUAUCGCCCUUCGACCCUGCAUGCAUCAUCCCUAUCGUGGCCAGCUUUGCUGCUGCUGUCGCCUGUGCAGUAUUCGGAGAUUGGUUCUGCUUCUCGACAAUUGUCCUUGGAUGCUUCUGUAACGGAAUCUCGUGUAUCGUGAUUGGUUCUGGAAAGCUCAAAAUUGUGCAACCUAACUCUUCUCCAAACUCUCCUCCAGGAGAUGGCAUCCUCUUUAACACAAGUGGCCGGGUUGUGCUUUUGAAAGGGAGCGAACAGGUGGUCAGCAGCAUCACCAGGGGCCGAUUCAACUUGCAAUACAAAAGCGAAACAAGAUACCAUGACAUCGGACUCGUCUCUCUUGCUCUCACUUUCCAAUUCCUUCUCCAACUCUUCAUCGUCCCUCAGGGUGAACUCUUUGGGCAAAUCAUGUUUCUUUCCACAUUCGCCGUCUCGUGGCUCUACAAUGCAUAUCUCGCCUCGGUUGACCGUGAAGAUCUGCAAAAGAGGAUAUUGGUCAACAACCUCCUUCAGAAGCCAGUUGUGCGGACAGUUCGCCUUCCUAAAUGGACUGCACUCGUCACUUUCUCUGCUCUUGUCCUGCAAGCUGGCAAGAACACACGAUCCAUCCUCGACGAGAUGAUCCCCACAGAUACCCAUGUCUGGAGAAUCGUCAAGGACACGAUCGUUAAAUCAAUUCAGAGGAACCAAAGUCCUCAGGAUGUUUUACCCGAACAAAAUCUUGAAGGGUUAGAUGAGAAAGAGUUGGGACUUCUAAGAGACAUGCUUGAACAAGCUGCCAUUGGUUUAGACUCGGCUAGGAAAGAAUUGGAGUCUGUUGAGGGGGUGAAAGACGAAAAGCAUUCUGGAUCAGGGCACAUGGUUUAA